CUUCGAAUAGCGAAUGUCGUUUCAAAAAUAGAACAUUACAUUUAAAAAUAAAGUCGAAUAACACUUUUUUAGUAAUGUUUUUAUAAUUUUUUUUUUUUAGUUAUUUUUUGUUUUGUUUUUUAUAAUGUUUUCUGUGUGUUAUAAUUUAUUAUGUGUGUGUUUGUUGACUGUUAGUGCAAAUGUUUUGCGCGGGAAUUUAUAUCAAUUGGAUAUAGUGCAUUACAAUGAUUUUCAUGACAGAUUCGAAGAGACCUCAGUAGCCUACCCAAUAUGCAAAUCCAACGAUACCUCCUGUCUCGGUGGUUUCGCGCGCCUUUACCAGGAGAUCCAUACAUUGCUGGAUGAGAGACCAGGUGCCCUACUCCUGAAUGCCGGAGACACAUUCCAGGGGACCUAUUGGUAUACUCUGCUGAAGUGGAAUGUCACCCAGACGUUUAUUAAUAUGCUGCCUAAUGAUGCUCAUGCUCUUGGAAACCACGAGUUCGAUGAUGGAAUACCAGGCUUAGUGCCCUACUUAAAGGAUCUGAAGGGACCAGUCCUCGCAGCCAACCUCCUGAGCAGCAAGGAUUCGCAAAUGAACGGCCUGUACCAGCCCUCGGUGGUGGUGGAGAAGAAGGGCAGGAAGAUUGGGAUUAUCGGCCUUAUUACUAAGUCUACAGAGCGUUUAUCGAAUUCGGAAGGAGUGACAUUCUUGGAACCUAUUCCUAUAGUAAAAAAGGAAGCGAAGAUAUUAACAGAUCAAGGAGUUGAUAUUAUCAUAGUACUGUCUCACUGUGGAAUUAUUGAGGAUUUACAAAUAGCUAAGGAAGUAGGAGAGAACAUAGAUAUAAUAGUAGGGGGUCACUCACAUAGUUUGUUGUGGAAUGGCGAAGCGCCGUCCAAGGAACCAGUGACGGGACCCUAUCCUAUCGUUGUUGAGAGUAAAGCGAAGCCGGGGCAUAAGGUAUUAGUAAUAACAGCGUCUGCGUACACCAAAUACCUCGGGAAUAUGACUGCGUAUUUUGAUUCGGAAGGAGAUUUGCAAUCAUUUGAGGGAUCUCCUGUUUUCCUGAACAGGUCUAUUCCUGAAGAUCCAAAAAUCAAGGCUCUUCUAGCACCAUACACGGAGAAGCUACACAGGAUAGUGAACGAAGUAGUGGGGUAUUCGGACGACGACUUCGAUAUGGAUGUAUGUGCAUCACAGGAGUGUGCUCUUGGUAAUUUCGUCACUGAGGCGUUUUUGAAUUCUUCAAGUGAGCUGUACCCUACGGAGCUGCCUUCCAUCUCUUUUUUCCUUAGAUCAAUGAUCCGCAGUUCUUUGCUAAAAGGAGAUAUCACAAAAGGUUCCAUAAUAAAUAUGUCGCCGUUCACAAAUAAUCUGGUGACGUUUGUGAUCAAAGGGAAACAUAUUAUAGAAGCCUUGGAGAAGUCUGUACUUCAUCCUUGGACGACCCACCCUUAUGCUGGUUCUUCUACACCACAUUUUACUGGUAUCCACGCAAAGAUCAACACAACGUCAGCUAAAGUGCUGGAGAUACAUUUGAAGGUGGGCGAUGAGUUGAAACCAUUUGACGUGGAUGCAGACUAUCAGGUGUCAACCUUGGAUUUCCUCACGAGAGGAGCGAGUGGUUUUACGAUGUUCAAAGAGCAUGGCCGCGACCAUAAAGUACUGGGUCUAGAUUCUGAAGCUAUUGAAAGAUACGUCAGAAAAGCGUCGCCAAUCAAAGCUCAUUUAGACAAUAGGCUAGAGCUAAUUAGUUGAUAAGAACAAAAGAAGUACCUUUUAGGAAAUAAAGUUUUUUUUUCUAUGAA
Messenger RNA from Helicoverpa zea (corn earworm), 1791 nucleotides. RefSeq names its product apyrase-like. The record is from RefSeq and is a predicted model, not a curated record. Bases 125 to 1741 code for a protein of 538 amino acids. Gene Ontology annotation, cellular component: plasma membrane. Gene Ontology annotation, biological process: AMP catabolic process. Lineage: Eukaryota; Metazoa; Arthropoda; Insecta; Lepidoptera; Noctuidae. The transcript is spliced from 11 exons. Gene Ontology annotation, molecular function: 5'-nucleotidase activity.